UAGCAACACAGGGACCGGUCACACGGGAACUGCACAGGCCACCUUACAAGGGGCUAAAAGCAGUUGACUACUUUCUGCAGCGUGGGUCUCGCUGUCGCGCCGCCUGGAUCGCGCUGACGACGUUCCUCCCGCUCUCCAUGUUUACUGGGAAUGACCGGAUGUAAGGUGAGCAGGGACACCUAGCUGCCCCUGUCCUCCGGUCUGUGUGUGUGUGUUCACGCUGACGUAGCAGGGUCUCUUGUACCCUCCCCCUAGUCGCACGUUGGGACUGAGCCCACGACGCUGAGUAGGAGAGAUUACUACCUGCUUACAAGCAACAGGUCAGAGAGUUUCCUUGACACAAGCGGUGUGCUUACCUGCCGACCGACUGUCGAGGGGGGCAGCUUGACUGAAGGUGUGUGUUGUCAAGUGCUGCACAGGAGGAAAGGAAGUGAAGAAAUUUUCCCUUGAUAUCGGUGACAGAGAGUGGAAGAUGACUACUACCGUGUAUUGGUCAGUGAUGGUGGUUGUGGUGUUGCUGUUGACGGUUGGAUUACUCGGCGACGCGCUCCUGAUGUCACCUGGGGUCAGUCGCCACUCGUCGCCAAGUGUCAGGGGUCGCUCAGCUGCCCGAUACCCCGCGUCCAGGGGCACUGCUUCUCUCCCUGUACACGGGGAUGCUGCGACCACCAUCGUGGAUGUUGAGGACGAGAAAUGCCAGGAAGGAGGCUGCAUACGGGCACCAACCAUCAACAUCCGGGUGUUAGACAAAGCGCGGGGAAGACAUAACCAAGAUGGACUUCAGGCAAAGCACGGAGACAGUGGGCACCACAAGCCGGUGUCGCCAGGCCCACAAUACGUCACCAGCCGUUCCCACGGCAACGACAAGGAUCGUCAGUCUUCGGGAAACGCGGAGGUUCUGGGCUGAUAACCAGACAUGACCCUUCCUCGGAGACAGAUUCUUCCAGUGCUUCUAUCCAUCCAGCCAAAGGCCUUGUACUCAGGUCACACGGAAGACUUCGUGUGGACGGACGCACAGCGCACGCACGUGCAGAAGAGUUGUCUGAUCAGGGAAAGAGUUACUCACAUUCAUCGACAUCAGCACCCAAGUCCGAUCAACGGUCAUCUUCCGGGUCGUCGAAGUUACAUCGUGGUGGUCAUUCACUUCGAGGACAGCAAAGGCGCCAGGAGGAUGGACUCGAGGCACACAGACACGAUAGUGUUUCAUCCAGUUCCGGCAACAUGGAGAAACCAACCAGUGUGGAUUCAACCGUUCUUGGACACCAACAGUUACAUCUGGAGUCAGCGGUUAGAGGCAAAGACAACGCGCAGAAAGACCACGGACCUACUCAAACCAAACAGAAAAUGGACAGUGUUCACAGGCGUCACAAAGACAAGCGAACAGGAAAGAAAAACAAUCACAACUCCAAAGAUUCGCAGGAUAAACAUGAAGCGAGGUCUUCUGGCCCGACAACAUCAGAGAAAAGUCUUGACGAUAACACAAAAGCCGUUUCUUCUCAGACGGGGAGAGGCACCAAGGGCAAAUCGUUUUCGUCUAAAGUCACAGAUGCAAGACCAACAGAACGGCUGGGUCACGAGCGAAGAAUACCCCUUUGUCUAAAGACCGGGGUGGACGACAACCGAAGGGAGAAGAUACCGGUUGGCAGGAAGGAGAUCUUUCGGACAUCGGGGAGUAUGCUGACGACUUUCCCAGGCGUCCCGCUGCCGCUGAUAGACUAGAACGACGAAUGUCUCCCAAACUGGGCGAAACCAUAAGAUCUUUACUGGAGUCCAUAAACCGCGUGAUGGGGGUGGUUAGCAACCAGAUGCAUUACGUCCACAACGACAACGACUACGUCUUCAACGGCACGCGCUACGUCAUCAUGACGGGCGUACGAGAGCAGCUGAAGGAGAUAGCCAAGGCUAGCGACAUAGCUUACGACGCCGUCCUGAGAGCGACUCUGUUGACGAAAGACAUCUACAUACGGGCUCAUCGCGGGCGACUGACAGGCCCCACCACCAGGUCCCUAUCUCGCCCCGAGAUGAGCCUCCCUUCCCUCUACACCUUCAUCAGCAAGGCUUAUUCCGAGGACAGGGAAGCACAGCAGAUGCUGCGAGACAUACAGAAUUAUAAAAGGCAACAGCAAAGGAUACAAGUCAGAUUGCACCAGAUAAGGGAAAAGUUACAAAAUAAUCACGCACCCAACUCAUUACGAACUGUGGUGUACUAUGUGAACAUGACAAACCAUAAACUCAGAAAUGAACUCAACUACGCUACACGCAUGCGCAACAGCAAGCGCAAUAACAUCAUGUUGGACGAGAGACGCCACGACCUUCUCAUCGCUAAGGACCUGCUGACGAAGGCCGACGACCAUCUGGCUAAGGGCAGCCAAGACUACAGGGGCAACUACCAGGUCGUACAAGAUUUCCGACGAUUGUCAGCGGGAAAGGACGAGGACAAUGUUGGGCCGCCAGUCUCCCUCCGCAGACGUCCCCCCGACAAUGACGUCACUGCUGAGGAGCGAAGACAGAUCCUGCAGAUCAUCGACCGCGUGCGCGAGCAUGCACGUCAGCAAGAGGAACGUGCGAGACAGAUCGAGAGGAUUCUGCAACCCGCCAUACGCAGGAGCCAGCUCGUGACGAAGCGAGAAGGAGCACGAGAUGCCGUUCUUCUGACGAUGAUAGGCGAGCGCUUGACCACCGACGGCAAGAAACUCUUCUCGCUUCUGGACACACUACGAGUCCUCGUUGGCAGCCAGCAGGAGCUCAGGUGGAGACCACCGUCGGAGUUGCUGGGCAGGGUAGAAGGAUCUGGCGAUGAUGAGGACGAUGACGACGAUUAUGAAGGCUGUGGAAGUGGGGUAUCACCGCUUGACUUCAUAGACGAUGAAGACUUUGUGUUUGUAGAUGAAAAGAAACCGACAAAACGGCCAUCUUCUACUUCUGCGAUGGCGGAAUUUGGAGAAAAGCUGUCAGUCUACCUGGAUGGUGUCAACCUGAGGAGUAACGAUGUCGUACAGCGCGCGGACCAGGUGUACGACAGGACAACCGAAGCUGCUAAGCAGUGGCAGAGCGUGGAGAAAGUGACGGAGGACACCGCGACAGCCUACAAAAAUUGGAAAGAUUUGAAGCCAAUGGUACAAAACUUCAUCGUACAUGCCGACAACACCAGCAAGAUGGCCAAAGAUUUGAGCGAAAGGGUCAACAGGUUCCACAGCUCAGUCAAGGAACGCAUGGACAGAGCAGUUCACAUUGCGGAACGUGCACUGGCCAAGGCGACAGUCAACAAGACUGAGCAGUCUCCGUCUCCAGGGCAACCAGAAACGGACAAAGUAGCCAGCGAUGACGCAUCGGUUAUCAUCGAGGCCUUUCAAAAAGUGAGUGAAGUGCGGAGCAACACGCAGGCCAUUGCUAACAUCAGGAAGGUGCUGCCUCGCACGUGCGACCAGGCCACCCGACAGAUUCAAGCCCUGCGGGACAAUAUCUCGCACCUGAGAUUACAGGUGCAAAGAGCUCGAGAAUUGCUGCAGAGCAUGCAGCUUUCUGUCGCAAAGACUGGCAAUGGCUACCUGUCAAUUCCUGCUUGUACACGACGACAUCACGCCGUCACUCACAACAACAAUCGAUGUUUGUAUCCGGAGUCAGACAAAUAAUGGACCCAUUGUUUUCGUCAAAGGGAACAACUCGGUAUCUUUGAGUCUGUCCUUAGA
Molecule: messenger RNA, 3689 nt
Organism: Pomacea canaliculata
Lineage: Eukaryota; Metazoa; Mollusca; Gastropoda; Architaenioglossa; Ampullariidae
Exons: 15
Coding region: 1728-3632 (634 amino acids)
Source: RefSeq, a predicted model, not a curated record